AAAAAACUGUUGUUUGAAUGUGCAUUGACAGCAGACCCAGCCCCUGCAAUCACAUGGUAUAAGGAUAAUGCAGUCAUCCAAUCUUCAGGUAUUUAGAAUUUAGACAUACUUAAACUUGGUCUCAAAUUGACAGUCAGAAGUAUAGAGUCAGUGUUAUUGUUAUCUUUAAUGGUAAAAAAUGUUGUUAAUAGUGUUGUUAGUCUACUUAACUUUGAUAUGGUGUUUAUGAUGGGGAAUUACACUGACUUAAUUUUGGAUCUGUUUUGACUAGUUGUCAUGGUCAAAAGUGCUGUUUUAGUGUGUGAAAGGAAAUGUUGUUUUAGAUAUAUAACAUUGCUACAAAUUAUUACAGUUAAAAGUUUAUCCUAGUUUAAUUACUAAUUUCACAUGCUAGUGAAAUAACACUAAAUUAAGUAUUAUUUUUAAUUUUCUUCAGGUCGUUUCAAUAUUCGUGCUGAACCCAGGGAGAACAAAACAUACUUCCUUGUUCUUGAGAUCAAUGAUGUUGCGGCUCAGGAUGCAGGCAACUACAAAGUGACAGCCAAAAACACAUUGGGAGAGAGCAAUGCAACAAUUAGGCUCAACUUUGAC
Messenger RNA from Lymnaea stagnalis (great pond snail), 591 nucleotides. Lineage: Eukaryota; Metazoa; Mollusca; Gastropoda; Lymnaeidae. The record is from the annotation of a GenBank genome assembly.